Molecule: messenger RNA, 1682 nt
Organism: Drosophila navojoa
Lineage: Eukaryota; Metazoa; Arthropoda; Insecta; Diptera; Drosophilidae
Gene: r-l
Product: rudimentary-like
Biological process (GO): 'de novo' pyrimidine nucleobase biosynthetic process; 'de novo' UMP biosynthetic process
Molecular function (GO): orotidine-5'-phosphate decarboxylase activity; orotate phosphoribosyltransferase activity
Source: RefSeq, a predicted model, not a curated record
AAGUCGACAAUAGUAAAAUGGUGACAAAGAAUGAAGAUCAAAUGAAAGCGCUAGCGCUUAAAUUGUUUGAAAUCAAUGCAUUCAAAUUUGGGGAUUUCAAAAUGAAGGUCGGCAUCAAUUCUCCCGUUUAUUUCGAUUUGCGAGUUAUCGUGAGCUAUCCAGAUGUAAUGCAAACCGUUGCCGAUCUGCUGGUGGCACAGAUCAAAGAGCUGAAGCUGAGCUCCAAGCACGUUUGCGGUGUACCUUACACCGCUCUGCCGCUGGCCACCAUUGUUUCGCUGCAGCAGAAAACGCCCAUGCUCGUGCGUCGCAAAGAGGCCAAAGCCUACGGCACCAAGAAGCUCAUCGAGGGCAUUUUCCAAGCCGGCGACACUUGUCUUAUUGUCGAAGAUGUGGUAACAUCGGGCUCCAGUAUUUUGGAAACAGUACGUGAUCUGCAAAGCGAGGGCAUUGUGGUCACCGAUGCCGUGGUUGUGGUCGAUCGGGAGCAGGGCGGCGCUGCCAAUAUAGCCAAACAUGGCGUGCGCAUGCACUCCCUCUUCACGCUCUCCUUUUUGCUCAACACGUUGCACGAGGAGGGACGCAUUGAACGGUCCACGGUGGAUGCGGUAGCGAAGUAUAUUGCGGCAGUGCAGAUAAACACGGAUGGCUCGUUUAUUGGCGGCGAUAAGCCUGCAACCCCCAACGAGUUUUCGCGCACUAAACUGACCUACGAGACUCGUGCCAACUUUGCCAAGAAUCCGCUGAGCAAGCGUUUGUUUACUCUAAUGGCAACUAAGAAGACGAAUCUGUGCUUGGCCGCCGAUCUGAACAAGGCCGAUGACAUUCUGGAGUUGGCCAACAAGUGCGGACCGUACAUUUGUAUGCUGAAAACCCAUGUGGACAUUAUCGAAGACUUCAGUGAGGGUUUCAUUACAAAUCUUAAGACGGUGGCUAAGAGACACAAUUUUUUGAUUUUGGAGGACCGAAAAUUUGCGGACAUUGGCAACACGGUCUCUCAGCAGUACGGCAAGGGCAUGUAUAAGAUAGCUAGUUGGGCGAAUCUGGUGACAGCGCACACGCUGUCCGGACGCAGUAUUGUGCAAGGCCUAAAGGCGGGGCUUGAUGACAAUGCGAAAAAGCAGCGCGGCGUGUUCCUCUUGGCCGAAAUGUCAGCCAAGGGAAAUCUGAUUGAUGAGAAGUACAAGGAGAGCAGCAAUAAAAUUGCCACCGAGGGCGGAGAUGCAGACUUUGUAUCUGGCGUUGUCUGCCAAUCGUCCACCUGCUUUGGUUUUCCUGGUCUUAUACAGCUUACGCCGGGCGUGAAGAUUGACGAGGGCGUCGAUAAUCUGGGCCAACAGUAUGAAACACCCGAGCAUGUGGUGAAGGAGCGCGGCGCUGACAUUGGCAUCGUGGGGCGUGGCAUACUGCAAGCUGCGAAUGUGGAGAAAGCGGCGGCCACCUAUCGCGAUCGUCUUUGGACAGCCUACUUGGAGCGUGUGGCAAAAUAGGCUAAUGGCUUUAUCAAAAACUAAAAUUUUUAACUUACCUCCAUUCGACGUAAUUGAAAAGUUUUCCAUAGUUUUGUACCGCUAGUCGGAUAUAUUUUAAGCGAAGUCACAACACAAAAGAAUUUUAAGCAUUUAAAAGGCAAAUAGUUAAGAGUUUGCACAAAAAUCCUUUAAUAUUAAGUUAAAUGUUUG